AUGGCAAACACUUGCUCCUCUAAGAAUUCAAAGAGAACCUCAACUCGUUCUCAGGGAUCCACUGCUGCAGGCAGUUCUCACCAAAAACGGCUCAGAAAGGAAGGAAAAUCUGGUUCUGGCGCACAUGGCGGAUCGAGGAAACAGGCAUCCAGAAAACGUCCAAGAACUUUGACAAAUACAGAUUCAAGCUCCUCGGACAAAAGCAAUGGCUGCUCAAACUCCAACCAACGUGAAGAAGCAUCUCCGAAUCCCACCAACACUCAAACUGGCCGCGCCAGACAAGAAGAUGUCAAAAAUGAAGGAGUUGGUUUCAACUUGGAGAACUUUGAAUCCCACUUGGACUCCUGGUCAUUAAGCGAACUCCGAUCUACUUUGCAAAAGAAAAAGUAUGGUACCUCAAAUCGUCUCCCACCAGAUGUUCAAGCCAAAUUAGAACUUCUCCAGCAGAACUACAUGAAAAGCAAGCUCAUGCUGGCCCUUGUCGGAAAUGUUGCUGAGAAGACAGUCACCAAGUUCCUGUAA
Puccinia triticina is the source of this 522-nucleotide messenger RNA. RefSeq lists its product as uncharacterized. The coding region runs from base 1 to 522 and encodes 173 amino acids. Gene Ontology annotation, biological process: regulation of release of sequestered calcium ion into cytosol. Gene Ontology annotation, cellular component: sarcoplasmic reticulum lumen. Gene Ontology annotation, molecular function: calcium ion binding. The transcript has a single exon. The record is from RefSeq and is a predicted model, not a curated record. Lineage: Eukaryota; Fungi; Basidiomycota; Pucciniomycetes; Pucciniales; Pucciniaceae.